AUGUCUUCCGAUGAGCAAGAUGCCUUGGAUGCCCUAGAACGGGAAGCGUCCGACUUUGUCAAGGACGCCGAGAUUGAUCGCAUUAGGAAGGCAUUUGCACUAGACGCAUACGCCGUCCUCGACCUCCAACCAGGAGUUACUGAGUCCGAUAUCAAAGUACAAUAUCGCAAAAAGUCUCUACUUAUCCAUCCUGAUAAGACAAAGAAUCCAGCUGCGCCAGACGCGUUCGAUCGUCUUAAAAAAGCCCACUCUGCACUAAUGGAGGAGAAGUCGCGCACGUACCUCGAUGAAUGUAUCGCAGAUGCGCGACGGUUGUUGAUUCGUGAACACAAGUACACAUUGGAUUCGCCUGAAUUAAAGACAGAAGAGUUCAAGAAGGAAUGGCGCCAGAAGACAGUGCAUGUGUUACUAGAAGAAGAGGCGCGCCGGCGAAGACAAGCCAAGGCUAAGUUACAAGAGGAAGGCCGUGAGAGACGUAAAGAAGAGGAGGAAAUUGAAGAACGAAAGCGAAAGCGAGACCAGGACAAGGCAUGGGAGGACAGUCGUGAUGAGCGUAUCAGCAGCUGGCGAGAUUGGCAGAAAGGAAAGAAGAGUGAAGGAGACAAGAAGAAGAAGAAGAAAAUGAAAGUCAUUGGCUGA
This is a messenger RNA of Aspergillus bombycis, 639 nucleotides long. Its product is annotated as DnaJ domain protein. The record is from RefSeq and is a predicted model, not a curated record. The transcript has 3 exons. The coding region runs from base 1 to 639 and encodes 212 amino acids. Lineage: Eukaryota; Fungi; Ascomycota; Eurotiomycetes; Eurotiales; Aspergillaceae.